AGCCUUUACUCUAUUUCUUUCCAUUGCACCACCACAAAUCAUCUGGACUCAGUCAACAUUUAAUUUGACUUUAUUCUUCGUGCAGCUGCUCAUUGGAAAGAGCUAAACAGAAAGUCAUCCACAAUGUCGACUUCAAGGCGGGGAGAUGAAUCAAUAUACAGAAUCCCUCCUUAUUUUUACCUCCAUGUUCUAGACCAGAAUCUCAAUGUUACAAGACUUGAGAUUGGUCCACAGACAUUUGUCAGACAAGACAAUGAAAAAGUGGUAUAUGGACCAGAGCGUAUGAUCACUGUACCCCCAAGGCAUUAUUGUAUCGUAGAAAACCCGGUACUGAGGGACAAAGAAUCUAAAGUUGUCUUUGAUGAAAGUGGACAGGCCAAACUUGUACAUGCUGACCAAGAGAUUAGAUUGGCACAGGAUCCUUUCCCUUUGUAUCCUGGAGAAGUACUGAAACAGGUUGUAACCGCCCUGAAAGUGGUAGCAGCCAACUCAGCUCUUCGUCUCAGAGCUAUUCUUGACUUUGAAGAUGAUGAUGAGGAAAAGAGAACAGCUGGGGAUGAGUGGCUAUUUGAAGGACCAGGAACAUAUAUCCCAAGGAAGGAGGCUGUUAUUGAGGAGACUGUCAGGGCCACAGUCAUUAGACCUAACCAGGCCAUAAGAUUGCGGGCUAGGAAGGAGACUAUUGACAGACAAGGUGUUGCUAGGGUAACUGGUGAGGAAUGGCUGGUAAAGAAGACUGGAGCUUACCUCCCAGGAGCUUAUGAAGAAGUCGUAGAUGUUGUCAACGCUUAUGUUUUAACAGAUAAGAAAGCCCUUCAUAUGAUAUCAUUGAGAACAUUUAAAGAUGACUUUGGUGUAACCAGGAAGAACGGAGAGGAAUGGUUGAUCAAAAUGACCGACACAGAAACACACAUACCUAAUGUGUAUGAAGAGGUUGUCGGAGUCGUGAACAUCACCACACUAACCUCUAGACAAUAUUGUAUCAUCCUUGAUCCUUCCGAUGAACAUGGCAGACUACAGCUUGGUAGAAAGAAAUUAGUAAAGGGUGAAUGUUCUUUCUUUUUACUCCCUGGAGAACGAUUUGAGAGAGGAAUUCAAAAUGUGUAUGUACUUGGUGAAGAUGAAGGUGUUAUCCUGAGAGCCACAGAAUCAUUCAUUGAUAAAGAUGCUAAAAUAGAACGAAAACCAGGAGAUAAAUGGAUGAUUCGGGGACCAGCAGAGUACGUGCCACCUGUGGAGGUAGAGGUUACCAUGAAGAGAACUGCACUGCCACUGGAUGAAAAUGAGGGUAUCUAUGUCAGAUGUAUCAAAACUGGAAAGGUCAGAGCUGUAACUGGAGAAACUUACAUGUUAAAUCAGGACGAGGAAUUAUGGGCCAAGGAACUUCCUCCUGCAGUCGAGACACUGCUGGCAGAGGCAAAAAAUCCACAGGCCUUUGGCGAGAGAGGGCCAAAACCAGGAAGUGAGGCAUCAAAACCACGAGACAAAACACGUGUAAUCACGUUCCGAGUUCCACACAAUGCUGCUGUACAGAUUUACGAUUAUAAAGAAAAGAAAGCUAGAGUGGUUUUUGGUCCCGAAUUGGUUUUAUUGGGUCCUGAUGAACAAUUCACAAAGCUAAGCCUUUCUGGUGGCAAACCAAAGAAAAACAAUGUUAUUAAAUCUCUGUGUUUGUUUCUCGGACCGGACUUCAGUACUGACAUCAUUACUGUAGAAACAUCUGACCAUGCAAGACUGUCUUUACAGCUGUCGUACAACUGGCACUUUGAAAUUGAGAGCAAAGAAGAUAAAGCAGAGGCUGCUAAGAUUUUCAGUGUACCAGAUUUCAUUGGAGAUGCCUGCAAGGCUAUAGCCUCCCGUGUCAGAGGGGCCGUAGCACAAGUACAGUUUGAUGAUUUCCAUAAGAAUUCUGCAAGAAUCAUCAGAUCUUCAGUAUUUGGUUUUGAUGAGAAAGGAAAAGUUCGAGGAACGUUUAGAUUCCCACAGAACAACUUGGUAUUCACCAGUAUUGAUAUCCAAUCGGUGGAGCCUGUAGAUCAGAGAACAAGAGAUGCCUUACAGAAAUCUGUACAGCUGGCCAUUGAAAUCACAACAAACUCACAGGAAGCUACUGCAAGACAUGAAGCAGAGAGAUUAGAACAAGAAGCUAAAGGAAGAUUAGAGAGACAGAAGAUUUCAGAUGAAGCAGAGGCUGAAAAAUCCAGGAAACAAUUGUUAGAAUUACAGGCAAACAGUGCUGCAGUAGAAAGUACUGGUCAGGCUAAAGCAGAGGCACAGUCUCGAGCUGAAGCUUCCAGGAUUGAAGGCGAGGCAGCUGUAGACCAGGCCAAACUGAAAUCACAGGCAAUGAAAAUUGAAUCAGAAUCUGAAUUGGAACGGCUUACACAAGCAAGAGAGGCAGAACUAAAAUAUGUGAGAGAACAAGAUGAAAUGGAACUAAGCAAAUCUAGGGAAAUGUCAGCUAUCGAGACAACCAAAUUCAAGAAUAUGGUGGAUGCAAUUGGAGCAAAUACCUUGGCAACCAUGGCGUCCGCUGGACCAGACCAACAGGUCCGUAUGUUGCAGUCCCUUGGACUGAAAUCAACCUUAAUCACAGAUGGUAGCACACCAAUUAAUCUGUUCAAUACAGCUAAUGGUUUGAUUGGUGGUAUGGUGCCAGCAAAGAGGGGAAGACGGACUGACGACGAUGAAGAUUGCUAUGAAUAAAUAUUGUAAUGUGCUUUUCUUGUUAACAAUUUCUUGUUGUGCAUGCGGAACCUUAAUGUGAAGAGAGUAUUUUUUACGUAAAAUUGACCUGUUGAGAAUGUAAUAUGUUAUUGAUACUCACAUUAUAAACAAUUUGAGUAUAACAUGAUAUAUCUUUGUUAUAUUUAUAUAAAUACUGAUGACGUUGUUUGAUUUAUAAACUCUGAUACGAAGUGUGAUAGAGGCGUGAUGAUUUGUUUAUAUUGUCUAGAUGUGAAGGGAAUAGUGUUAAAGUGAUUAAUAUGUAUGCUUUGUAUAUUUGAUGUGAUUUGUUUUUACUUAGUCUUAAAGUAUCAUGACUAUGGUCACAUUUUACACACUAAUUUAUCAAUAUUUAGUACAUGUGCAAUACAUUUCUUUUGUAUUUUGAUAGUUCAUCACAACAUUGUUUGUUAUUCAUGUUUCAGAGAUCAAUUUCCAUGAGUUAUGUUUGUAUAUUUUAUUUAACAAUUAAAUGUUUAUAGAUAA
Messenger RNA from Mytilus californianus (California mussel), 3213 nucleotides. RefSeq names its product major vault protein-like. NCBI's taxonomy places the organism in Eukaryota, Metazoa, Mollusca, Bivalvia, Mytilida, Mytilidae. Bases 124 to 2706 code for a protein of 860 amino acids. The transcript is spliced from 13 exons. The record is from RefSeq and is a predicted model, not a curated record. Gene Ontology annotation, cellular component: nucleus; cytoplasm.